CUUAUUAAUUACAUUCUGUCAGGUUUAUAUAUUGUUUAGGAUUAUUGUGCAUUUGUUCAUGAAGAUGUAACUGAAUUAGGCUGUAUUACUCGUUUUUGUGUCCUUUGAGUUGGUUCGAAAAAUCAUUGGAUAUUAAAAAUGACUGGCGAUAUCAUUUCAUCAGCUUUUGUUCAACAUCACUGCAGGACUUUGGCAUCAGAAAGCAGUGACUUAGCAAGUGCUUGUCAAAUCAUCAAGGAUCGUUUAUACUUUGCUACACUGAGAACAAGACCAAAAAGCACCAAUCACACUCAUUAUUUUUCUGUUGACGAGGAGUUAAUAUAUGAAAAUUUCUAUGCUGACUUUGGCCCAUUAAACCUUGCACAAUUACAUCGCUAUUGUGCUAAACUACAGAAAAAACUGAAAUCUGUAACAUUAGCUAAAAAGAAGUUAAUUCAUUACACGUCAUUUGAUGCAAGAAAGCGUGCAAAUGCAGCAUUUUUGGUUGGAGCUUAUCAAAUAAUUCAUCUGAAGUUGUCUCCUGAGGAAGCCUAUAGACCGUUAGUUUCUGGAAACAGUCCCCCAUACCUUCCGUUUCGUGAUGCUUCUUUUGGGCCAUGCUCUUACAAUCUAACAUUGCUAGACUGUUUACAUGCUGUGCAUAAAGCAGUAAUGCAUGGGUUUUAUGAUCCUGAAUCUUUCGAUGCAGAUGAAUAUGAGCAUUACGAACGAGUAGAAAAUGGAGAUUUCAACUGGAUUGUCCCUGGGAAAUUUCUUGCUUUCAGUGGGCCUCAUCCAAAGAGUAAAAUAGAAAAUGGAUACCCAUUGCAUGCUCCUGAAGCCUAUUUUCCAUACUUUCGAAAACAUGGUAUUACUUGUGUUAUCCGACUAAACAAGAGACUGUAUGAUGCCAGACGCUUUCAGGAUGCAGGAUUUGAUCACUAUGAUUUGUUUUUCAUUGAUGGAAGUACUCCUUCUGAUACUAUUUUACGUAAAUUUUUGAAUAUUUGCGAAACCACUGAAGGUGCGAUUGCUGUCCAUUGUAAAGCUGGACUGGGGAGAACAGGAACGUUAAUUGGAUGUUACAUGAUGAAACACUAUCGUUUCACAUCUGCGGAAACAAUCGCUUGGAUCAGAAUAUCUCGACCAGGAUCUGUCAUCGGACCACAGCAACAGUUUAUCGAAGAAAAACAGCACAGUAUGUGGGUGCAAGGUGAUCUAUACCGUGCCAAAAAGAACGACAGAAAAUCGGAAAGCAGCCGAGUCACUUUGCAGCACAUAACAUCCGAAGUUGAUGACAUAGAUAUAUCAGAUAGAGGUUACACACAUGCAUAUGAGUCGUAUAGAAAAGGAUCAGGCAGUAAAACAACAGACAGGCUGUCUCAAGGUGAUAGGUUACGAGCAGCCAAAGCAAAACGUCAUCCACACUCUGCCACAACAGGGACCACGAGAUACUCUGAUAGUGGUCUCUACAGCAAUGGACGAAGCACUUCACAUCUUUUACGAUCUACGGUUCCUAACUCAGUCUCAACUUUAUCAUCACAACUUAAAGCGACGAAACUGGUUCUCUCUGAAGGACAUGGCAUCACAACAAGAAGCAAGUUCAGAUCGACAAGUGCGAAUGUUGGGGUGAAAACCCGACGCAGUCAAAAAUCAAGAACUCCUCCAGGGUAUUCAUUCAGUCAUAUUUAUUCUGACGAAUAGCAAACUGAUAAUAUUGAAAAGCUAGCAAAAAUACUUAACAAAUAAUAUUCAUUCCUGGGUGGGUCAAAAAUAUACAAUUGAAUGUUUUAUCUUUUGUCUAUAUUUGGCUGAAAUAAUGUUAUUUUUAGGCUUAGUUUCUAUUAUUCACAUUUGUAGGGUUAUACACUUUUCUGAUUUCUAGUCAAUUUUAUGCCCGUUGCACUCACAAUUUUUAAUUUUUUUUAUUAGUAUAAAUUUAUUAAAAAAAUUAAUUGUCAUUUUAAUUUUCUACAGCACUUUCUUUAGGGUACUAUACUCUUAUUAUUAAAUCUUGAUUGCCAAUUUCAAUUCACUAAUUCUUGUAAAGUAUACUGAUAUGUUGGUGUGAUAUUAUUAACUAGCAAUUGCCUGGCUGAAUUUUAGAGCUGUCAUUUGUUUGAAUAUUUUAUGUCUCAGCAUGCUGUAUCUUUGUUUAAAAAAGAAUUGAGUUCAAUUCCAGUUUUCUGCAUAAAAUUUCAAAACUUUUUUAAUCUACAUUCAUGGUGCACAUUUGUCUUAAUUUCUAUUAUAUAUUUUAUUUUGGUGUAAUUAUUAGUGAAACAGACUAUAAUAUAAUAAUAACUUUAUUUUUCCUACACAUGUUCUAAUUUGCCUUUGCCAAUGAUUGUAUUGUGCCGCUUUUAAUUGUAAAAUAAUAUCAUCUGAUUUCAAAUUGGUGCUUUUUUUAUGCAUUAAUUCUCAGGUUAUGGUAUGAUGCAAGAAUGCUCAAAGGUUAAAUAUUGUAAUAUAAGAUCUUACAUGAUAGUACUGUAAAAUCUAAAAUGUUAAUGAAGAGGUUAAAAUUUUAGUCAAACUUUCUGAGCAUUCUUCUCAUCUAUGGCUUCACUAUAUGAUUUUGUUGUCUUUCAUACAAUAUACAGUACCUUGGUUUCCAAAAUAUGUUAGGCUUACAAAUGUUCCAAUUCUUUUAAAUGAAUGUUUUCUUCAACUUAUGUAAUAUUUGUCUUUUUAAUACUGGUUUCAAAAUCCCCUUGGAAAGCACUUGUAUACAUGACUGAUCAGUUUCUACCUGGGAAAAUUAUUAUGGCGGCCCUAUUUGAGCUAAAUAGUAAACUUCAAAAAGGUAAACCUGUGGUGUUUAUCAAAAUAAUUGACCACUUUGCAUUACUUCUAAAUGAUAUUAUAUUUUUCAAAUAAGUUUUACGGAAACAUGUACAAAAUUGGUAAAGUGUCUUCAAACAAUAGCUAUUUUUGAAGUGGGAACAAUUUUUGUCAGUGUCAACAGUAUAAGAAUUGUUAGUCAAUGAUGGAAAAGAUGUAAUAACAAUUCCAAGUACUAAUGGAGAUAGAAUAAACUGACUUGAACGUAUCAAAAGCCCCCUUCAAAUUUGAAAAAUAGUGAAAUUGCUGAGAGGCAGGCUACAUUCUCAAAUUUGAUAAUUUUUAUUUGAUUAUUAAACUAAAUUCUAUGAUUGUCCCAAGUUUCAACAUUUGUUUCCUUUUCCAAUGAUUAAACCAUACAAUUCAGCAAAUUUAUUUCGAUUUUUUAUGUUGAAUUGUUUUUUAUAAAGUGAAUUUCACCUACAAACUAUACUGUUGCAUUAUUUAUCACAUUGAUUUCAUCUGUAAGUCAACAUAAUAUUUUGCAAUUGUCAAGAUUUAAUUUCAUGCCAAGAUAAAACUAUUAUGUUCAUAUAAGACAUUUAUUUUCACUCGCCAGUUAAUUUGUCUGAAAUAAGAAAGCAUUCCGUAAUUGUUCAGAUUUCAUGAUAUUAUUUGCAAGAUGUUUUGCGAUGACUUCUCUUUUUGUUUGUACUAAACUUCUAAAUGGUUCAAUGUAAUACUUUCAUUGCUUCUCUCAAAGUGCUUGUAUUAUGUUGAUCUAUUUUUGUAUUCCUGAUAAAAUUCUGUUUGAUGAAUUAGAAUGUACAAUCUUAACCUGUCCUUAUAUAAGAUGAUCAUAUGAUAUUUUGUACCUAGGCACAGUAGAUCUAAUUAUGAAUGUUGUAAACUGGAGUAUGUCCUCUUCAUAUUAACCUGACAAUAUCUUGCAUUUACACUGAAAUCUAAGCAUUAGAUAUACCCAUUCUUGACUGACUAAAUUAUUGAGAAUUGUAUUAUUGUCAUAGAAAUCAAGUAACCCCACUAAUUUUUGAAUCAGUCACCUAAAGAGCUUGCAAAAUUUCUGUUACUCUGAAAUAUUUGGUUCAAGAAAAUUUUGUCAAAUUUGCAGUGGUAUGAGUAAGAGUAACUCAUUUGGUUCUCCUUGCAUGCGAAAUUAUCUUUGAACUCAAUGUUUAUUGAUGGUUAGACAGUUUUUUAUGACUUCAUUCAGCAAUGUUUUUAUGUUACUGGUGUUGUUAUAAAACUCCUUCUCCAGUCUGGUGACAUUCAAAUGUACCCAAGUUAGAAAUUUUUUUUAUCAUCUUUGAAUAUUAACAAUACUGUGCUUAUGCCAGAGAAUCUGUAAAAUAUAUUAUUUCUUGUAAAUUUUUUCAAAUUUAUAACAAGAACGUUCCAUUUGUCAUUAUUGCCAAUCAAAUUGAAUGCUGUACUGUAACCUAAUUUUCAGAGAUAUAUUGUUAUUAUAUUUGAAAUUUUCUAGAUUAGAAUCUAUUGUUAUUAUUAUAUUAUCACAAUUGUUCCAAAACACUCUUUAGCAAUGUUCUCUUCUUUGUAAUGUGAUUUGAAUGGGAUUUGUGUCACACAGUUAUUAAGUUUUGUGCUUUGGAGUUUGAUAUAUCCUGGACCAACUAAAUUCCCAGUGUCACUAAAAAUGUUUUUCUCCUUCAUCCAAUGCAUUCUGAAUUUUUUGUGAUCACAUAAUAUUUUUGGUCGAAUUACUAAUGUUAUCAGUUCACAAUUUUGUUCAUUUGAAAGCAACCUAGAACAGUAAAAUGUUUAAUUUUACAUAUGCCACGCAAUAAUGCUUUAGCUUUGUGAGAAAAUUCACACCACUGUAUCAAACUAAUAAUUCGUCACUUUCUUUUUUCUGUAGA
Messenger RNA from Styela clava, 4661 nucleotides. RefSeq names its product dual specificity protein phosphatase CDC14A-like. Lineage: Eukaryota; Metazoa; Chordata; Ascidiacea; Stolidobranchia; Styelidae. The record is from RefSeq and is a predicted model, not a curated record. Gene Ontology annotation, biological process: protein dephosphorylation.